GCGUACAAUUUCCCCGCAACUCCCAACGAGUAAAUGAUGGGACACAGCCCGUCGAGUCUUGAUCUGAUCUGAUCCCGCGGACCCAUUGACGCUGUAGAUAAUCAGGAAGAAACAAUUGAUCUCGAGGAGAUCUACUUAUUGACCCUUUUUUUUCAGCGGACUAGAAGGAAAAAUGACCUCAGAACCGACGCGUUCAUGCGUCGUUACCGGUGCAACGGGCCUACUAGGCCGUGCGAUUUUGAAGCGGUUUGUGGAGUAUACGCCGCGAUGGGAGGCAAUUGGCACGGGUUUUACCAGGGCGAGCGGUGAUAUCGUGAAACUUGACUUAACCGAUCCCGACGCCGUCGAGAGUCUGUUACAGUCGACCAAACCUGCGAUUGUAGUCCACUCGGCUGCAGAGCGGAGACCGGAUGUUGCGAAAGAACGACCGGAUCAAGUUACACUGCUGAAUGUUGCGGCCUCGGAACAUGUCGCUGGGGUGACGGCUGCGUUGAAAAUUCCAAUGAUCUAUAUAUCCACCGAUUACGUUUUUGACGGUCAGAAUCCACCAUACGAGCCGGAAGACAAGCCCAAUCCCACAAACUUUUACGGAUCAAGCAAACUCGAAGGCGAAAAUGCGGUUUUAAAGAAAAACCCUGAUGCCAUCGUGCUUCGCGUGCCGGUACUAUACGGCGACACUGACGAUGAUUCAGAGUCGGCUAUCAACUGUUUGGUUGACAUUAUUCUGAACUCAAAAAAGGAUAAUGUCGUGGAAAUGGAUAAUUGGCAAUUGAGAUAUCCGACAAAUACACACGAUGUUGCGCGCGUGGUCAAGGAUAUCGCAGACCUUGCCAUAUCAAAACGCACAGGGCCCUCCAUUCUACACUUCAGCGCCGACGAGAGAUUUACAAAAUACGAGAUAUGCGAGAUCUUUGCCGAACUACUAGACGUCCCAACCACCUACCUCAAGCGAAUCGACAACGUAGACGAUGUCCAACGCUCCGGAACGGUCACAAGACCUUACGACUGCCGGCUGUCGAACAAGAAGCUUGUCGAGCUUGGGAUCGAUGUCUCGGCUGUUGAGUUUAGAGAGUGGUGGAAGAGACGACUGCUUCCGAGUAGAAGAUGAUUUUUUUCGACUUUUCUCUUUCCUAGAUAUUUACAUAUGUGCU
Molecule: messenger RNA, 1151 nt
Organism: Myxozyma melibiosi
Lineage: Eukaryota; Fungi; Ascomycota; Lipomycetes; Lipomycetales; Lipomycetaceae
Product: RmlD-like substrate binding domain-containing protein
Exons: 8
Coding region: 173-1108 (311 amino acids)
Biological process (GO): S-adenosylmethionine biosynthetic process
Cellular component (GO): methionine adenosyltransferase complex
Molecular function (GO): methionine adenosyltransferase regulator activity
Source: RefSeq, a predicted model, not a curated record